AUGCUAAUUUCACCGGCAACAUCUAUUGCCGUCAUUGCAUGCGUCUGUUGUAAAUGUACGAGUUGUAAAUGUCGUCCUAAAGCCAAGAAGGCUGCCGUCUGCUGUAGCUGUAAACGCGAACACGAAAUAAAAACUGCAGUGGAUAAGGAUGGUAAACCGAAAGUACGCCAAAGUUCGAGCGACGAAGAUGACAGUUACCACAUACGCGGAGAGCGACAUAUUCCGAAAAAGAUUAAUAAACCAAUGCAAAAAAUCCCGAAGCUAACACAACGAAAAGCAUGCUCAGAAGCUUCGACGUCGCAGCAUCGUCAUUUUUCUGUUGAGCUAGAUUCCAGUGGAUUGUACUCGUAUGUCCGUGCAUUGUCAACAACUAAUUCUGAGUUCAUAACUGAAGAAAAAAUUGAAUUUAUUGAUGCUGAAGGUGAUGAUCCAUCAUGUUUCAGCGAAAAAAGCCUAAUGAAACGCGGCUUCAAGCAGUUAAACACUGCCGAAACCACCAACAGGUGA
This is a messenger RNA of Enterobius vermicularis (human pinworm), 507 nucleotides long. NCBI's taxonomy places the organism in Eukaryota, Metazoa, Nematoda, Chromadorea, Rhabditida, Oxyuridae. The record is from the annotation of a GenBank genome assembly.